Messenger RNA from Uranotaenia lowii, 1410 nucleotides. Its product is annotated as 37 kDa salivary gland allergen Aed a 2-like. Gene Ontology annotation, biological process: sensory perception of smell. The record is from RefSeq and is a predicted model, not a curated record. Gene Ontology annotation, molecular function: odorant binding. Lineage: Eukaryota; Metazoa; Arthropoda; Insecta; Diptera; Culicidae. The transcript has 4 exons. Bases 157 to 1206 code for a protein of 349 amino acids.
UAUUACACUAUCACUCACUUGGGAUUGGGCAUUGGGUAUCGAUUGUAAACUUUCCAUCCAUCCUUUCGCUAUUCGCGUCUGCAAUCGCAUUUACGGUCAUCAAUCAAUACGCGAACUUCGGUCCCAGAGUGAAUUGUGUAGUGUCAGUCAGUGGCAAUGCAGCAGUCCCAGUUCCGAGCAAUCGUCGUCGUCGUCAUUCUUUUUUGCCUAUCACUGCAGACGCAUUUAGGAAAAUCGGAUUUUACGCUCGGAGAAACGUUCGAUCCGGAGGAAACGGCUUUCGAGUUUACCCGCUGCAUCGAGGAUAAUGCAGCUGGCGAUGGGAAAGAUGGACUUAGGAAGAGAAGAAUCGAUCGGUGGCUCAGCUGGGAACUGGAAGAGGGAGACGCAGAUACACAACGUUUCGUCGAUUGCCUUCUGAGAAAGCUUCAACUGUUUGGGGAAAAGUUCAAGAUCGAAUAUCUCUACUACCAAUACGAAUUUUUCAUGAUGUACACAAACAAGAGUAUGGAAUUUCCAUCGGAUGAUUGGAAUAGAGCCAACAUGGGUGCAGAUUCUGAGGAACCUUACGAGAUCUACACCAGAAUUAUUUCGCCCCACAAAGAUGCAUUCAGAACGAUUUAUUUCUUGGAUAAAGAGCUCUCUAGUCAUGCUUAUGAGGUGGCUUCGGAGUGGAAAUGUUUUUCAUGCAACAACACAAUUGAUUGGAAAAUCUUAUUUCAGAACUAUACAAUCAAACAACCCAACCAAUCUAUUUUUCAGUUUUGUGAGCAGAGAUACUACAGCCACAAUUUGAAGCUGACGUGUGAUGCACGCAACUACAGCAUCCUUCAGGACGAACAGUUUCCCCGUCUUAUGCAUUGCAUCUUCUUAGGACUCAGAUACAUUAAUCGUUCUGGGAAUCUUGAUGUCAACGAAAUCGCACGAGAUUUUCAUCAAAUAGGCGUGUAUCACUUGGACGAUCUAAUCGAAAAACAACUUUACAACUGUUCGAACCCAUCGCUGGAAGCACAUCUGCAAACGUUAGAGUACUAUCUUUGCUUGCUGAACAGCUCCUUUGUGGAGGACUUUAAGAACGCACUGGAUUAUCGUGAAGUUCGGAGCAUGAACUACGACUAUGCUUUUGCUGAUCCCCUUCCAACGUAUGAUCGUUCCACUGUUCAGAGGAAAGUUACCGAAAUACAUCGUGAGAUAUGUGAACGUUAAAUACCUACAUAAACAUGCAUUACUGCGUUUCAAAUGCGCUUAGUUUAAAUCAUAAGAACUUUGAGGGAUGUCUCAAACGUAGCAUAGUAGCAAGUCACAUAUUUUCAGAUUAUGUGAUCUCUUUAGGCUAGUUUUCAAAACUAAAGUAAAGGCUUCAAUAAAAAAAUCCUUUGCGCUCCCCACACAAAUCGGGGGAUCAACUCA